Molecule: messenger RNA, 1023 nt
Organism: Fraxinus pennsylvanica
Lineage: Eukaryota; Viridiplantae; Streptophyta; Magnoliopsida; Lamiales; Oleaceae
Source: the annotation of a GenBank genome assembly
AUGGAAUCCUUGGAAACGAAAGUUAUCUCCAGUGGAAUCCGGCACACCAGCCUCCCUAGAAAUUACAUCCGUCCUCAAUCUGAAAGGCCGAAGUUAUCUGAAGUUGCCGACUGCGAGAAUGUUCCUGUGAUUGACUUGGGUUGUGGAGACAGGAGCUUAAUAACCAAACAAAUAGGCGAUGCAUGUCGCGAAUACGGCUUUUUUCAGGUGAUCAAUCAUGGAUUAUCCAAGGAAACAAUCCAGAAAAUGUUAGCAGUGGGUCAUGAAUUUUUUAGUUUACCGGUGGAAGAGAAAAUGAAGCUGUACUCCGAUGACCCGUCCAAGACAAUGAGAUUGUCUACAAGUUUUAAUGUGAAGAAGGAGACUGUUCAUAAUUGGAGAGAUUAUCUCAGGCUACAUUGCUAUCCAUUGGAGAAAUAUGUACCCGAGUGGCCUACCAUUCCCUCUUCUUUUAAGGAUAUUGCCAGCAAUUAUUGUAUGGAAGUUCGACAACUUGGGUUCAGAUUGCAGGAGGUAAUAUCAGAGAGCCUUGGAUUAGAUAAAGAGAGCCUUAAGAAUGUGUUGGGAGAACAAGGGCAACACAUGGCCGUCAACUACUAUCCACCAUGUCCAGAACCCGAACUAACUUAUGGAUUGCCAGCACAUACGGAUCCCAAUGCCCUGACCAUUCUCCUUCAAGACUCGCAAGUUGCGGGCCUUCAAGUUCUGAAAGAUGGCAAAUGGUUAGCAAUAAAACCCCACCCGGAUGCUUUUGUCAUCAAUAUUGGUGAUCAAUUGCAGGCUUUGAGUAAUGGAAAAUACAAAAGCAUUUGGCAUCGAGCUGUAGUAAAUGCAGAAAAACCAAGAUUGUCGGUAGCUUCCUUCCUCUGCCCGUGUGAUAGUGCGAUGAUCGUUUCUCCAAAGGCUCUUACAAACGACGGAUCUCUAUCCAUUUAUCGGGAUUUCACAUACGAGGAGUAUUACAAGAAGUUCUGGAGUCGGAACCUUGACCAGGAACACUGUUUGGAACUUUUCAAGAACUAA